This is a messenger RNA of Haliotis rubra (blacklip abalone), 1623 nucleotides long. RefSeq lists its product as uncharacterized. NCBI's taxonomy places the organism in Eukaryota, Metazoa, Mollusca, Gastropoda, Lepetellida, Haliotidae. The record is from RefSeq and is a predicted model, not a curated record. The coding region runs from base 253 to 1425 and encodes 390 amino acids. The transcript is spliced from 3 exons.
CUCGUUAAACAAACCCUGUACAGGUGCCCUACAGCUCCAGUUACAGGACGUAUUACAGAAUCCGAGAGGUUUUACAUGACACUCUCUGUGUGGUUUUCUGCUCGAGCGACCUCUCCUUUAUGAGUUGUAUUUGUGGGUACAUAUAGUGUUCUAACCUACUUUAAGUUAUUACACUCACGGAGUAAUGUAAUAUUUUCAAUAGCUAUCUUCACCCCUCAAGCGUGAUUAAAAACUUUACUGUCACAAAGAACUAUGUUUCAGGUGUGUAAAAUUAGAACAGGUUGUUGCACCCGGCGUUCAAACAUGGCUACCGCCAAUACAGAACGGGCGAUAGAUAUUGCCCUGGUGCUGUUUCUCUUCAGUCCUCUUGUCAUCUGCUACUGGAGCAGCACAUGGACUAUCCUUGACCUUUAUCUGUUUCCUAGCAACCAGAUCACGUCAGGAUGGGUUUCUGUGUGUGUCAGUAUUUCCAUAAUGGGAAUGACUUUUCUUGUGCAGUCUCGCCUUAAUGGUUAUAUAAGACCAGAACAGCCGGUCAGGUAUGUGAUAGUGACUCGGAUAUACACGUAUGUCACAGCGUUUGCUUUUGUGAAUAACUGGCGGGGUUUAUGGAUGUUGAUGGAUACGUAUAGUGGCGUUACGUUGACAGGCGCGUGUUGGAAUCUGUUUGGUGGCGUGACGGGUCUGGUGCUGUUGCGAGCCUACAGGAACGUGCUCGCCCCGCCGGGUGCUUGGAGUCUGGAUGUCAAUACAGAAACACACUUCACAGUCCUCACUCUCUUCCGAUCUAAGAGAGGCGGCAUCUUCAACGUCAUCGACGUUGUCUUUUGCGUGACGGUAGUGUCGACGUUCGUUUUACUAGUGUGGCGGGGGAAGUGGCUACUUCUACAGCUAUCCCUCGCUCUCGUCCUCAGCAACAAUCUCUGGCAAGCAGUGAUCACUACAGCCGCUGCCCAUGUGCUCCAACUAGUCCUCUAUAUUACACAGUUUCCCGCCAGAAAACUCUCCGCAUAUCUUCACACAGAACGUCCAAUCUUACAAGUUGUUUUCGACAAUGUUUGGGUUUUCAUCACGUGCUACUCGUCUGUCAUGUACUGGCAAGGAAUGUGGACCUUAGCACGGUUAUUAUUAGAGGGGUCGCCACCGGAUUUGACCCAAUGGUUGAUCCAUAUAAUUGCAUUCGGUGGUUUGAUGGUGCUCCGUUUGAGUACAACGCUUCAGUUUCCCGGGUACUUCAUCGACGGGGAGUUUCCUCAAGGGCUUGUCCUCACUCCACCAUAUGUAUCAACCUUCUUGAUGACGCCCUCAUACAGCUUGAAGAACUCUACGGAAACCUUCCAUGGGAUGAGUGUGACGACGAUCAGUACCGAGAUACCAUCACCUGACAACGCCACUGGAGAUAUUCUUGAGUCCACUCAUAUGUAAAACUUAUCAGCAUUUACAAAACCCAUACCCCAAAACGACAAUCUGCAGCGCAUGCGCUAAUCAUUAUGGGAUACCAUUUGAAGGUAAAUCCCUUGGCCAUACUUGCAUUUAACGUUAGUGGUCAGAUGGAAUUAUAUUUACUCGGAACAUGGCUUUUAAGGUCUUAUUAUGCCAAUAACUAGUGGAACAUAAUAACAU